AUGCUGUCACUCGCAUCGAGGGCACAGCGCGCCACCCCUUCCCUCCGCGGUUUCUCGACAUCCGCACCGCGCGCACGCGUGGUCGCCACCCAGCCUGUACGAGCAAAGGAGGUUCCCACGACCGUCUCUGGCAAGUACCCGCUCAUCGAGCACGAGUACGAUGCCAUCGUCGUUGGCGCAGGCGGAGCAGGUCUCCGCGCAGCCUUCGGUCUCGCAGAGUCGGGUCUCAAGACCGCAUGCAUCACCAAGCUCUUCCCGACUCGCUCUCACACCGUCGCUGCCCAGGGUGGAAUCAACGCCGCGCUCGGAAACAUGACCGAGGAUGACUGGAGGUGGCAUGCGUACGACACCGUCAAGGGGUCCGACUGGCUGGGCGACCAGGACGCGAUUCACUACAUGUGCCGCGAGGCGCCCAACUCGGUCCUCGAGCUCGAGCACUACGGGCUUCCCUUCUCGCGCACCAAGGACGGCAAGAUCUACCAGCGCGCUUUCGGCGGCCAGUCGCUCAAGUUCGGCAAGGGCGGUCAGGCCUACCGCUGCGCCGCCGCGGCCGACCGUACCGGUCACGCCAUGCUCCACACCCUCUACGGCCAGUCGCUCCGCCACAACACCGAGUACUUUAUCGAGUACUUUGCGACCGACCUCAUCAUGGAGGACGGAGAGUGCGUCGGCGUCAUGGCGUACAACCAGGAGGACGGUACCAUGCACCGCUUCCGCGCCCACAAGACUGUCCUCGCGACCGGCGGGUACGGGCGAGCGUACUUCUCGUGCACCUCGGCGCACACGUGCUCCGGCGACGGCGCGGGAAUGGUCGCCCGUGCGGGCCUCCCGCUCCAGGACUUGGAGUUUGUCCAGUUCCACCCGACGGGCAUCUACGGCGCUGGAUGCUUGAUCACCGAGGGAUCGCGCGGCGAGGGCGGAUACCUCCUCAACUCGGAGGGCGAGCGCUUCAUGGAGCGCUACGCACCUACGGCCAAGGACCUCGCCUCGCGGGACGUCGUCUCGCGUUCGAUGACGGUCGAGAUCCGCGAGGGACGCGGCGUCGGUCCCGACAAGGACCACAUCUACCUCCAGCUCUCGCACCUCCCGCCCGACAUCCUCCACGAGCGCCUCCCCGGUAUCUCCGAGACCGCAGCCAUCUUUGCCGGCGUCGACGUCACCAAGGAGCCCAUCCCCGUCCUGCCCACCGUGCACUACAACAUGGGCGGAAUCCCGACCAAGUACACGGGCGAGGUCCUCACCGUCGGCGAGAACGGCGAGGACAAGGUCGUCCCCGGCUUGUACGCGGCCGGCGAGGCAGCCUGCGUCUCGGUCCACGGCGCGAACCGCCUCGGCGCAAACUCGCUCCUCGACAUUGUCGUCUUUGGCCGCGCGUGCGCAAAGCACAUCGCCUCGACCCUCGAGCCGGGCAAGCCGCACAAGAAGAUCUCGGACAACGCAGGCAUCGAGUCGAUCCAGGCGCUCGACCAGAUCCGCACCUCGAACGGGCCCAAGCACACGUCCGAGAUCCGCCUCGAUAUGCAGAAGGCCAUGCAGGCAGACGCCGCCGUCUUCCGUACCCAGGACUCGCUCGAGAACGGAGUCAAGGAGCUCGAGCGCGUGCGCUCCACCUGGAAGGACCUCGGCAUCAAGGACCGCUCCAUGAUCUGGAACUCCGACCUCGUCGAGGCCCUCGAGCUCCGCAACCUCCUCACCUGCGCCGACCAGACGAUCGUCUCUGCCGAAGCGCGCAAAGAGUCGCGCGGCGCGCACGCCCGCGAGGACUUCCAGGAGCGCGACGACGAGAACUGGAUGAAGCACACCCUCUCGUUCCAGAAGGACGUCGAGGGAAAGACUCGUCUGGCGUACCGCAACGUCGUCCACGACACGCUCGACCAGAACGAGAUGAAGACCAUCCCGCCCUUCAAGCGAACCUACUAA
Rhodotorula toruloides NP11 is the source of this 1920-nucleotide messenger RNA. Its product is annotated as succinate dehydrogenase (ubiquinone) flavoprotein subunit. The record is from RefSeq and is a predicted model, not a curated record. The transcript is spliced from 8 exons. NCBI's taxonomy places the organism in Eukaryota, Fungi, Basidiomycota, Microbotryomycetes, Sporidiobolales, Sporidiobolaceae. Gene Ontology annotation, molecular function: flavin adenine dinucleotide binding; electron transfer activity; succinate dehydrogenase (quinone) activity. Gene Ontology annotation, biological process: tricarboxylic acid cycle; mitochondrial electron transport, succinate to ubiquinone. Bases 1 to 1920 code for a protein of 639 amino acids.